Messenger RNA from Ooceraea biroi (clonal raider ant), 1352 nucleotides. RefSeq names its product protein ABHD11. Gene Ontology annotation, molecular function: carboxylic ester hydrolase activity. Gene Ontology annotation, biological process: lipid metabolic process. The record is from RefSeq and is a predicted model, not a curated record. NCBI's taxonomy places the organism in Eukaryota, Metazoa, Arthropoda, Insecta, Hymenoptera, Formicidae. Gene Ontology annotation, cellular component: mitochondrion.
GAGGCAUGUGCAUGUGCCCGCGGAUCAACGGGCGAGUAAAAGGGAUUUUAUAACAGAAAAUGUCUUCUAUAAAUUGUAGCCGAAGCGCGCGGGACGGGAGUUACUCUGGCUGACAGAAAGUCCGCAAAUAGCAAUCAUGUGCAUUGUCAGAGGCCUCUGCGGUCGUUAGAUAAACGCCAAGGACUCGUAGAAACUCGUGCCGACGUCGGGCUAAUGAUGAUAGGCUACAACUUAUCGGCGGUUCUUUGCAGGCGAAACCUCGCCGGCCGACUUCGCUCCGCCAGAAACUUGCAUUCCUCCUGCCGCCAAUGUUUGCGUAGCAAUACCUUAUCCGCUGUGCCAGUAAAACUCGCUUACGCUUCGUACGAGUCGGUAAACAAUCAUGUACAAAACGCAAAAGAACCCAUUAUAAUAAUGCACGGCCUCUUCGGCUCGAAGAACAAUUGGAACUCGCUGUCGAAGGCUAUCCAUCAGAGGACCAACCGCAAGGUCAUCACGGUGGAUGCCAGGAAUCACGGUGAUUCUCCACACUCAUCAACUAUGUCCUACAAAGACAUGGCAGAGGAUGUGAUCCAGCUGUUGACCGAUCUGGGCUUCAAGAAAGCCAUUCUAGUUGGUCAUAGUAUGGGUGGCUCGGCCAUGAUGAUGACAGCUUUGACUUUCCCGGAUCACGUUGAGAAACUGGCAGUUGUCGACAUGUCACCAGUGAGAGCCAGUCCCAACCUCUCGCAGAUGGUGAUGGUGUUCAAGGCGAUGCGUUCGGUGAUGGUGGACGGCAGUCCCACGUUAUCGAAAGCGCGCAAAGUAGUGGAUCAUCAGCUGGCAAAGUACAUCAAGUCAAUCGCGUUGCGUCAGUUCCUAACAACGAAUUUGGUGGAGGCGGAUUCAGGGAGAUACAAGUGGCGAGUCAACUUGUCCGUGCUGGAGCAGGCAUUCGCCACUCAGAUAGCGACGUUUCCCAACGUGGGCGCGAGGACUUACCCGGGCCCCACGUCGUUCAUAGGCGGCGCCGACAGCGACUACAUCCGCGUGGAGGAUCACGGCGCGAUCAAGAAGCUGUUCCCCUCGGCGGAGUUUCGUUACAUAAGCGGGGCGAAUCACUGGGUUCACGCGGACAAGCCUGCCGAAUUCGUCGAUCUCCUGACGAACUUUAUAAACGGCUCGGCUUAUUGAUUCACGUGGAUGUGUAAGAAGGACAAUUGCGAGUUUAUCCAUUGUAAAUAUAUACAUGUAUUUGGAGUGAGUUCCAUACGAUAUUACAGAACAGGGUGAAAAAGAUAUUUAAACAAUGCAGUCGUGUAAGAGUGUAAAGAAACGGCAAGUUGCAAUUGCAGUAAAAGCACCAUUGAGCA